Molecule: messenger RNA, 1854 nt
Organism: Branchiostoma belcheri (Belcher's lancelet)
Lineage: Eukaryota; Metazoa; Chordata; Leptocardii; Amphioxiformes; Branchiostomatidae
Exons: 11
Coding region: 1-1854 (617 amino acids)
Biological process (GO): monoatomic ion transport
Cellular component (GO): membrane
Molecular function (GO): extracellular ligand-gated monoatomic ion channel activity; protein binding
Source: RefSeq, a predicted model, not a curated record
AUGACUGUGGACGAUCCCUUGAGAGCAGAGAUCAACAGACUUGGUGGGUUGUUGAAGGGGAAACAGAUAGAGAUCAUUCCCAGGACACCACAUUUCAGAGAAAUGCUGGUUCAGAGCUUCUGCUACGUCGUGGUCUGGCACAUUCUCGAAGGAUUCAACUGCUCCCUCGGGUAUCUGCAAUGUAGAGACGGGGAAGCCUGCCUGCUGGCGUGGAAGUGGUGUGACGGCAGGGUAGACUGUACAGACGGGAGUGAUGAGGAAAGCUGUGCAUGCCUGACAAUUCCUGGGGAUUUCAAUAACAGCAGGCUUGCGAUGUUACCGAACCAGCUGGGGCAGACGACAUUCGAGGAGAUACAAAACUCCUCUGUGGCCGAGCUGCUCAACAUUAACAGUUCGUACGGCAACCCAGAGGGAGUCCACCCCGAGUUCGGACAGUUUGUAUCAACGAUCCUCUACCCGAGAUGCAAUGUCUCCGAUCAAGAUAUGUGCUCAUCACCAGGAAGUGCAGACAACAUUUGCACGUGUGGAACAUCGCUGCUACCGUGCCGCUCGUGGUGUGAGGAGGUCCUCAAUGAUGACAGGAUCAGGAACACGACAAUGCUGCCACAAUGCGACGUAUUUCCUCCUACACAACAUGGAUGCUGGAACCCUGAACCAGAGAUAAAAAACAACGAAGUUUGCUACCAUGGUAGCGGCAUCAACUACCGUGGUACAGGAAGUACCACUUUAUCCGGGGCUGCUUGUGUAGAGUGGACCGCUGCGCAAGGCGGUUUCUACACAACCGAGUACCCCUGGGCUAACCUCGUCCACAACUACUGUCGUAACCCUACCGGACUCGAGCGGCCAUUUUGCAUAACGGAAGAUGGUAGCCAGGAGGAAUGUGACCUCAUUCCGUGCAACGCAGACGGCUGCUUGGACCUGGGUCCUCCAAACUACGGCAGGAGAAGCCCUGGCAAGAGGUUCUACUUUGUGGGAGAAAGGGUCGCCUUCACCUGUUACGAAGGGUAUUCCAUUAAGUCUGAGUAUACCAACGAAGUCAGGUGUAUCGAAAAUGGCAGAUGGGAACAUGUCAAGCCCAUUUGUUCAGUGAAUAUGAGAGGUAGACUGGAGAAAGAGCUGCUGGAUGUGUACAGUCCGAACCUGGCGCCUGAAGGAAACGUCCUCAUCGGCUUCACUGGGUCUGUGGAACAGAUCGUCGACUUGACGUGGCAGGACAGUCGCCUGAGGUGGGAUCCAAAGUAUUACGAUGGUAUCAACGUAUUCAGUGUUCCGGGUAGCAGUAUUUGGACCCCAGCUCUCAUCCUCAAGAGAAACGCCGAUCCUUCGUACACCGGCCUGGAAAAAAGCAUACCAGUCCAGGUCAACAACAAUGGCGUGGUAACCUGGAUAGUAGAAACCCUGACCACCACCGUGUGUGAUGCGGACCCCUUCUACUUCCCUGUUGACACCAUGGAGUGUCACAUCUGUUUCUCCGCAACCGCAGCUAUCGGCCAAGCCAUCCAAUGUGGACACGGUAACUUUACAGAAGACUAUUCCAGUAGUCUCAGCUGCGAUGCCUCCCCUCCCGCUAUUCAGGAGGGUGAAUGGUAUCAGAAGGACAGGUUGUUCGCGAACGGCAACAGAGAAGCAUGUUUUGCUAUUCAGCUGGAGAGGAUUCCCUGGUUCCACAUCGCCACCACUAUCGGGCCCUGCGUCAUCCUGGUCGUGCUGAUGGUCAUCACCUUCGUCAUGCCACUGGACAGGGGCGACCGGAUCUCGUUCGGAGUGACCAUUCUACUCUCCAUGGUCGUGUCUCUGGUGUUCGUCACGGACGUUCUUCCUGUCAAGGGGGCGCUGCCGUUAGUCGGUCAGUAA